AAUCCAGCAGCGGCAUCAUUCAGCAGAAACCUGAACAACAGUGAGAAUGUCUGGAAGAGGUAAAGGAGGAAAAGGACUCGGUAAAGGAGGCGCCAAGCGGCACCGUAAAGUUCUUCGUGAUAACAUCCAGGGAAUCACUAAACCUGCUAUCCGCCGUCUGGCUCGCCGUGGUGGAGUCAAGCGUAUCUCUGGUCUGAUCUACGAGGAGACUCGCGGUGUGUUAAAGGUCUUCCUGGAGAACGUCAUCCGUGAUGCCGUCACCUACACCGAGCACGCCAAGAGGAAGACGGUGACCGCCAUGGAUGUGGUGUACGCUCUGAAGAGGCAGGGCCGCACUCUGUACGGCUUCGGAGGUUAAAAUUGGCGUUCACGCAGCAAAACAAAGGUCCUUUUCAGGACCACCAUCUUCUCUUAUAGAGCUAAGUCCCGCUACAUGCAGUCUUUUGUGACUAGAAACGUUUUCUAUGUGACGUGGUUGCGCUUUGCUAAAUGAAGGAUUACCAAACUCGAGCUCGAUGCAGUCUUCCAUAUACAAGAA
Molecule: messenger RNA, 538 nt
Organism: Acanthochromis polyacanthus (spiny chromis)
Lineage: Eukaryota; Metazoa; Chordata; Actinopteri; Pomacentridae
Product: histone H4
Exons: 1
Coding region: 47-358 (103 amino acids)
Biological process (GO): nucleosome assembly
Cellular component (GO): nucleosome
Molecular function (GO): protein heterodimerization activity; DNA binding; structural constituent of chromatin
Source: RefSeq, a predicted model, not a curated record